Musa acuminata subsp. malaccensis (wild Malaysian banana) is the source of this 1767-nucleotide messenger RNA. RefSeq names its product protein BIG GRAIN 1-like. The record is from RefSeq and is a predicted model, not a curated record. NCBI's taxonomy places the organism in Eukaryota, Viridiplantae, Streptophyta, Magnoliopsida, Zingiberales, Musaceae. Gene Ontology annotation, biological process: auxin-activated signaling pathway.
CGCGCGCAUCAUGGUGACAGGUGAAUAUGACGAAGCUCGCAUUUGCAGUCUUCACCCUCAACCCGUUGUGUUAUGAUUGUAAGGUGUCGAUGGGAUAACAGGAUUUUGGCGAGGGUCGCAGUAGAUGCACUAGCUUUAGCAUUCUUAGAGAAGUUCUCCCGACAAUAAUGAUGAAGAAGAUUGAAGCUACCCUUUAUUACUCAAAGAACCACCUACACGCCUUUCCAUCCUUGGAAUCCUUCUUUGCCCGUUCCGUGUCUCCCUCAUUGCUCUCCACCUGGGCUACAAAUUCCUCGACCCACUAUUCUAUUGGAUCAUAACAUGAUUAGUGAACCCGUUAACCCGUAUCCGGCCCAUUCUAUAAUGUAAGACCGGGCUCGAUACAGCUACUGACGCAGAUGAUGACGACGAGAACCCCAACAAGACUAAUGGAUUCGGGUUUCAUUCAAACAGGAGAAUUGCAUACCUGCGUUGUUGGUAACCGCAGCGGAGGUGAAGGGGAUCCAAGUCGAGCGAGAACCCGAGAUCAACGACUAGGGUCCCGUACACGUAGAGGAAUGAUGAAUCGCCACGUCAGCUACGACCUCGGGCGUGAAGCCUUUAUUAAGGAGAGGAGAAGGCGAGCGACCUCCUCACCGCCUCGUUCUCCGUCGUUCACGCCCUUCGCCUUCCUCUUCUUCUUCCCUUCUGUUAGAAAAAGAUAUAUAUUAUUCGAUCCUAUGAAGAUAAAUUAGCGGGGAUACAAAUAAAAGACCUGUAUUAAUAUUCGAGAUUUUGAUCAUUAUAAUGGGGAACGAGGCAUGGCGGCUCCGUCACGGGCACCGCUCCUUCUCGUCGUCCCUCCUCGACGCCAUCGAGCGCUCCAUGGACGACCCCAUCGCCCCCAAGAGCGAGGAAAUGGCGAAUCGCCUCGCUCACGGAGCAUCCGACUUCCUGGUUCCCCUCGCCUCCAUGGAGCGGAGGCCCACGGCGACCGUGACCCGACCCCGGCGUCCAGACUUCCCCCCGUUCUCCACUUCCAGCUCAUCCUGCAACUCCACUUCGAGCGGCUUCUUCUCCUCGUCCUCCGGGCGUGAGUCCCCCGCCACCCUCCCACUCAGACUCCGACCGAGCCGGUCGCCGCCACCCGACCAGCACCGCCAGCAGGACAAGGAGAGAUCGGGCUCGACUCGGACAAAGCUACGAGGUCUGAAGAAAUAUAAGGCGCCAGGGUCGCCAGGGGCCCUCCUCGCGGGGUUCCUCAACUCACUCUGCACCGCGGCGGCGGGGGACCGGGCGAAACCGAAGCCAUCACCCUCCGGCGCGGACUCCGCCUGCUCGGCCGUCUCGUCGCGGGCGCGACCUUGCCUUAGCAAGGCGCCAUCGACGAGGGAUCCAGCGGAGGGCGGGAACAGGUCAGUGAGGUUCCGCGCCGAUGGGGAGGAUCCGCGGCGAUGCGGGCAGACGAAGAAAAGCGCGUGCGGCGGGGAUCACGCGGUGGUGGAGGCGAGAGGGGUGAAGAUGAGGGUGGAAGAGCUCUUGCGAACGUUGGCGGAGGAGGGAGAAGAGGAACAGGACGAUCUGUUUGAGUUGGAAAACUUGAUGGUGAUGGAAGGGGGUGGUUACAGGGACGAGCUUCCGGUGUACGGCACGACCCGUCCCGAGAAGAAUCGCUCGAGGUCUAACUGACGCUAUAAUUAUAGAGGAAGAAAAAUAGGAAGUAUAUUGCGCUAAUGUUGGAAAAUAUGGGCGGGAAGUAAAAUAAAUAAAUAAAUAAAUAAUGGAGGC